AUGCCGGUACGUCGGGGGGGGGUGGAGCAGGGGGGGGCGGGGGACAGGGGGGAUCAGGCCGGGGGGGGCGCGGGCGGAAGCGGCGAGCGGGGGGCAGCGGCAGACAUUCUGCGCCGGCUGCUGGCGGAGCUGUGUACGCGCACGCCGUACGCGGCGAAGGAGGAGGGCGCGCUGACGCUGCGCCAGCACGUGGAGGAGGAGGCGCGCGAUCUCAGCGGCGAGGCCUUUACGCGUUUCAUGGACACCCUGUACGAACGGAUCAACGUGCUUGUAGAGAGCAGCUCGCCGUCCGAUAAUCUCGGCGCCGUUCACGCUAUCGACGAGUUAAUCGACGUGCCGCUCGGCGAGAGCGCGGCCAAGGCGUCGCGUUUCGCGUCGUUCCUGCGGCGAAUCUUCGAGGAAAAGACGGACGCUGACACGAUCUCCGCGGCGGCGGCGACGUUGGGACACGUGGCACGCGCGGGCGGCGCGAUGGCUGCUGACGUGGUGGAGUUUCAGGUGAAGGAGGCGCUGCGGUGGCUCGAGGGGGAGCGCGUCGAGGCGCGGCGAUACGCGGCCGUGCUUAUACUGAAGGAAAUGGCGGCGAACGCGCCGACGGUCUUCAACGUGCACGUCCCGACAUUCAUCGACGUCAUCUGGGCGGCACUGCGCGACCCGAAGCUCGCGGUGCGAGAGCGCGCGGUGGAGGCGCUGCGCGCGUGCCUGCGUGUUAUCGAGAAGCGCGAGACGCGGUGGCGCGUGCAGGGGUACUAUCGACUAUUCGAGGAGACUGAGAAAGGGCUGCAGCGCAGCGCGAGCGUCGAGAGCAUCCACGGCUCGCUGCUCGCGAUCGGCGAAAUGCUUCGCAACACGGGCGAAUUCAUGAUGGCGCGUUACAAGGAAGUCGCGAACAUCGUUCUCAAGUAUCGCGACCAUCGCGAGCGCCUCAUCCGCCGAUCCAUCACCGCGCUUCUGCCGCGCAUCGCGCAUUUCCUCCGCGACCGCUUCGUGAGCAGCUAUUUAAAGAUCUGCAUGGAUCACCUCCUAGGCGUCAUGAAGAACCCCGCCGAUCGCGACGCGGGCUUCGCGGCGCUCGGCGAGAUGGCCAGCGCUGUCGGCCCCGCGCUGCGCCCGUACCUCCCCGCGAUCUCCGCGCUCCUCCGCGAGGCGCUGACUCCGCGGCGCGGGCGCGCGUCGGUGGAGGCGCUGACGUGCGUGGGGCAGCUGGUGGCGGCAGUGGGGGACGACAUGCGCGAGGUGGUGCGCGAGCUGCUCCCCGUGUGCCUGCACACGGGCCUUUCUCUCCCCCUCGUGCACACGCUCGCGCACAUCUCCGCGCAUCUCCCCGCGCUCAAGCCGCUCGUCCAAUCACAGCUCAUUGAGGCCAUUACCGCCGUGCUCGCGCGCAAGUCCUCCGCGCGGAUCGGAACCAGCGCGGGCGGCGCGUUCGGCUCUCUGACGGGCGCGCGUCCCCCCGCGGGCGCAGGCGGAGGCGGAAGCGGAUCCGGGGGCUCGCUGACGCUCGGCGGAAGCGCCAGCCUGAGCAGCCUGGCGAGCGGCGCGCUCACAGGCGGAGGGGGGGGCGGGGCGGGGAGCAGCGCGGGGAGCAGCGCGGGAGGGGGGAGCGUGGCGGGGGAGCUGUCAAUGGCGGGGGUGACGCAGCUGGCGCUCUGCACGCUCUACUCGUUUGACCUAUCAGGGCACGACCUGCUAGAGCUGACGCGUGUACACGUGGCGAGGUACCUGGAGGAUGAUGACGUGGCGACCAGGAGGGAGGCCGCCGUGUGCUGCGCGCAGGUCCUCGCCCACACCGCUUCCGCCCUCUCCGCGCCCCCCUCCCCCUCCCCCGCACCCUCCCCCGCGCCCCGGUCAGAACCCAGCGGCGCGGGUGCAGCCCCUGGCGCUGCUGGCGGUGGGGGAGGGGGCGGCCGGGCGGCAGGGGCCGUUUCGGGCGGCGUGGGGGGCGGCAGCGGGCGGGGCAGCAGCAGCGCGGCGGCACUCAAAGUCCAGCGAAUCGCGCAGCAGCUGCUGCUACAGCCGGGCAUGCGGAAGAAACGGCGAGGGAUCGUAGAGGACAUGCUGGAGCGCCUAUUGGUCUCCUCCGUUGCUGACGUGGACGCCGGCGUGCGCAAGGCCGUCCUCGCGUGCCUCUCCGCACCGGCCUCCACCGCACUGGACUCCUUCCUGGCGCAGCCAGACUGCCUCCGCGCGCUCUUCAUCGCGCUAAACGACGAAACAUACGACGUCCGAGAGCAGGCCGUGCUGCUUGCCGGGCGGCUCGCCACCCGGAACCCGGCGUACGUGCUGCCGGCGCUGCGGCGGCACCUAGUGCGGCUGCUGGGGGACGUGGAGCACAGCGGGGACAGCCGGCUGCGGGAGGACGGCGCACGGCUGCUGCGGUGCCUCAUCCACUCGUGCACGCCGCUCGUGGCGCCGUACAUCGCGCCCAUCCUCAAGGUCUUUGUCGCGCGCCUCAAGGCCGUGUCCGCCGCACAUGCCGCUGCCGUGGGGACGGUGGGGGGCGGUGGGACGAGCGGGGUGGUGGCGUCGAUGCUGGCAACGGUAGGUGAGCUGGCAAAGGUGGCAAGGAGUGCGCUCACUCCGUACGUGCCUGAUCUCAUGCCUCUCAUAGUCGACUCCUUGCAUGAUACCACGGGGCCGGGACCGGGAGAAAGGAGGGAGGUGGCGGUGGUGACUCUCGGGCAGGUUGUGGAGAGCACGGGGUGUGUAGUCGCGCCGUACCGCCACUACCCCCAACUUUUGGGGUUACUUCUGUCGAUGCUGAACGGGCAGCUGGCGUGGUUGAUGCGGCGGUCGGUGCUGCAGGUGCUGGGCAUUCUGGGCGCCUUGGACCCGCACGUCAACAAGCGCAACCAGCUGCUGCUGCUGCCGCCAGCCAUGGCCGCCCAGGGGGGCGUGGACGCCCGGGGGGUCUCCGCAGGAGGGGGUGGAGGCGCGGGUGGGGGUGGCGGAGCAGCAGGGGGAGGCGGGGGGGGCGGGGGAGCGGGAGCAGGGGGAGCGGCGGGAGGAGGAGGGGCGGGGGGAGGGGGCGGGAGGGGCGGGGCGGCGGGAGGCGGAGCAGGGGGCGCAGCUGGGGCGGCAGGCGGGGCAGUGGGACCAUUACAGCCACCGCGCGUGCUCCAGGGCUUCGACCGCAUGGGUGGCAUGGGCGGCGACGACCCACUGACAGACGUGCCGUCAGCGGGAGGCCUAACAGACGAGUACUACUCCACAGUGGCCAUCUCCGCUCUCCUCCGCAUCCUCCGCGACGGCGCCCUCGCAGCCCUGAGGGAGUUUCUCUUCUGGCAGCUGGCGCAGCUGGUCGGCAUCGUUCGGCAGCACAUGCGCAAGUACCUGCCGGAGAUCACCGCCCUGAUCCACGACUUCUGGCACCCGCUGCUGCUCUCCGUCUUCCCCCGCCCGCCCGCACCCUCCCCCGUGCUCAACCUAGUGGAGCAACUCGCCCGCGCCCUCCCCGAGGACUUCAAGGCGUGCCUCCCGGACUUGCUCCCGCGGUGCGUGGCGGUCGUGGCGGACGCGGAGCGCAGCGGCGACUACAAGCGCGUGCCGCCCGUGCUGCACGCGUUUGAGGUGCUGGGCGGCAGCAUGGUGGGCGGCGACAUGGAGCCGCACAUGCACCUGCUGCUGCCCGCCGUGGUGCGCCUCUUCAAGCCCGGCGUGUCCGACGUGCCGCUGCCCAUCCAGCGCGCUGCCGUGCGCACGCUCACACGCCUGCUGCCCUCCUUGCACGUCGCGGACCAUGCGGCGGCCAUCCUGCAUCCGCUGGCGCGCGUGCUGGACAGGCCCAGCGAGGAGCUCCGCAGGGACGCCGCUGACGCCAUCUGUGACCUCGCUCUCGCCCAGGGACCCGACUUCGCCCCAUUCAUCCCCACCAUCCGCCGCCUCCUCUCCCGCCACCGCCUCUCCAGCGCGCGAUUCGACGCCAUAGCAGCGUGCCUGCAGCGCCGCGACCCCUCGCUGCUGCUCAACCUCCCCCCCGCCGCCCACUCCUCCCUCCCCCGUGUUCCCUCCUCCGCCUCCUUCGCCGGGGGGAGCACCUGGGGGAGCUCCGAUAAUCUCGUAGGCCAGGGGGGAGGGGGGGGGACGCAGGGGGGAGGAGGGGGAGGCGCGGGCGGGCAGGGGGCGGGAGGAGGAGCGGGGGGCGGAGGCAGGGGCGCGGGCGGCACAGGCGCUGCGGCUGCUGGCGGCGCUGGCGGUGGUGCUGGUGGCGGCGGGGGAAGGCCACUAAACGCCACGGUGGGGUUCGAUGAGGACUGGGGCUUCGACUUCGACGGCAUGGGGUCGUCCCUCGACGCCGUCGGCAGCGCUGGCGGCCCCGGCGGCACCUCCAGGGGCGGCGGUGGUGGCGGCGGCGGCAACAGCAGCAGCGGCGGUGGAACCAACUUGGGUUUAUCAGCUUCAGGCACCUUACGGGUGAACGAGGGGCAGCUGAGGAAGGCAUGGGAGUCGUCUCAGCGCAGCACGCGGGAGGACUGGGCGGAGUGGAUGCGCCACUUCUCCGUGGAGCUGCUCAAAGAGUCGCCUUCCCCCGCUCUGCGCACGUGCGCCACGCUCGCGCCCCUCCAACCGCACGUGGCACGGGAGCUGUUCGCGGUGGGGUUCGUGAGCUGCUGGCAGGAGCUGAACGACGCCAGCCGCGACCAGCUCGUGCACUCCCUCGAAGCCGCCUUCGCGUCGCCCAACAUCCCCCCGGAGAUCCUCGCAACCCUUCUCAACCUGGCCGAGUUCAUGGAGCAGAACAAGUGCCCGCUCCCCGUCGACAUCCGCACCCUCGGCGCCUUAGCGGAGAAGUGCCACGCAUUCGCCAAGGCGCUGCACUACAAGGAGAUUGAAGCGCUGAUUCACAUCAACAAUCAGCUGCAGCAGCACGAGGCGGCGGUGGGCAUGCUCGUGUACGCGCAGCGACACCUGGCGGUGCAGCUCAAGGAGCCGUGGUAUGAGAAGCUGCAGCGCUGGCACGACGCGCUCGCGGCUUAUGAGCGCCGGGCGGCCGCUGCUGUGACGGCCAUGGGGGGCGGGGUCGGGGGAGGCGGAGCGGCAGCGGGAGGCGUCAUGGGGCAGACGGGGAUGCUUCUCUCUGGCGUACCCGGCGCUGCUCCCGGGGGCAUGCACCCCGGCAUGCACCCAUCCAUGCCGGUGUCGGCGUCAGCAGCAUCAGCGGCGUCAGCGGUGCUGCUAGACGCCACGCUGGGCCGCAUGCGGUGUCUGGGCGCCCUGGCGCGGUGGGAGGAGCUCUCUGCGCUCUGCCACGACGCGUGGCCGCCCGCUGAGCCGGCAGCGCGCAUGCAGAUGGCGCCGCUGGGGGCGGGAGCAGCGUGGAACAUGGGGCGGUGGGACGACAUGGCGGAGUAUGUCUCCGUGCUGCCUGAUGGGGGGGAUGAUGCCGGUGGGGCGUCCAUGGGUGGGUUUGGCGGGAUGGGCGGCGGUGGCGGGAGGUUCGGCGCGGUUCUGCCAAUGCAGCAGCACCAUAGCUUGGCGGGAGGUUCGGGGGUGGGGUCAGGUUCAGGGCGCAGCGACGGGGCGUUUUUCCGCGCCGUGCUGGCGGUGCGGCACGGGGCGUUCGGGGAGGCGAGGGAGUUCGUGGAAAGAGCACGGAAGCUUCUGGCGACGGAGCUGGCAGCGCUGGUACUGGAGAGUUAUGAGAGGGCGUACGGGGACGUGGUGAGGGUGCAGCAGCUGUCAGAACUUGAGGAAGUUAUAGACUACUGCUUGCUGGGGGCAGAUGCAGGGGGGGGAGCAGCUGGUGGGCGCGUGGGAGGGGGUUUUGGAGGGAUGGACGGAGGGGGGGUGAUCGGAUUUGGAGGGGAGGAGGGGCACAUGGGCGCGGGAGAGGUGGAGGCGAGGAAGGCGCUGAUCCGGCAGAUGUGGCGGGAGAGGAUCAAGGGCGCGCAGCGCAACGUGGACGUGUGGCAGGCGCUGCUAGCCGUGCGGUCGCUCGUCUUACCCAUGCACCAGGACGCCCACACGUGGCUCAAAUUCGCCUCUCUCUGCCGCAAGAGCGGGCGCGUGAGUCAGGCCCGAGCCACCCUCCUGAGGCUGCUGCAGCACGACCCUGCCGGGGCCAGGAUGCUCGGGCUGGAUGUUCACGAGGGGGAGGGCGGUGCCGUUACCAGCAUUGGCACUCCGGGCGGCGGACUGGCGGUGGUGGCCGGUGCGGGGGCGGCUGGGGCAGUGCCGCUGCUGCGGCUGCCUUCGGUGGGGUUGCGGGGCGGGGCGGGCGCGGGAGGAGGAGUGCUGGGGGGAAGCGGGUUGGGCAGUGUGGGUCUGGGAGGAGGCAUGGGCACCAGCAGCGCCGGCACCACCACCAGCACCACCAACGACAUGCUAACAGCCGCGGCAGCAGCCGUGGCAAAUAUACCACCCUCCCUCGCCUUCCCUACCUCCUCCUCCCUCCCAUUUCCCACCUCAUCCUCCCUCGCAUACCAGCCGUCAUCCACUCCCCCUCUACUCAUCCCAGCCAUGCCACACGUGGUGCUGGGCUAUCUCAAGUACGCCUGGGCCCUCGCCUCCGACGUCAACCGCCGCAACGCCUUCCGCUGCCUGCAGGAUCUCGCUGCCGCGCUCGCAGCCACUCACGGCGCGCCACCUGGCACCGCCGCCCUGGGGCUCGGGAUGGCUUCGGCGUCAAGCUUGGGGGGGGCGCGGCCGGUGUCUCCUCUGCCCGGCAUGACCUCGCUCCCACACACCGGCCACUCACCCCCUCCCCCCUCUGCUAUCCCAGGGCUCCCCUCCUCCUCCUCCCUCGCAGCACCGUCAGCAGGAGCAGCAUGGGCUGGAGCAGCAGCAGGAGCCACAGGGGAGGGCAGCAGCAGCGGCAUGGCGCACGGGGCGCCCCUUCUCUCGCGGGUGUACCUGAAGCUGGGCACGUGGCAGUGGUCGCUCCACCCCACCCUCUCCGACUCCUCCGUCGCCGAGAUCGGCACGUCCCUGCGGGCGGCAACAGAGCUGGCGCCAGAGUGGGGGAAGGCGUGGCAUCGCUGGGCGCUGUUCAACACGGCAGCCAUGACGCAUUUCACGCAGAGGGGCAACGCACACGCCGCUCAGAACCACCUCGUUGCCGCCAUUGCGGGGUUCUUCCGGUCCAUUGCGCUGGCCACGGCAGGCGGGACGGCGAGCCAGGCAGGCGGGACGGCGAGCCAGGCAGGCGGGCGAGCGGUGUUUGCUGCUGCUGGUGUGGCGGGAGGAACAGGCGGUGCAGGUGAUGGAAAGGGGAUGGGGGCGGGCGGGGGAGUGGGGGUGGCGAAGGGGCUAGGAUCGGGGAAGGGCGCGGGGGACAGCCUGCAGGAUAUUCUGCGGCUGCUGACUCUCUGGUUCCGGUACGGCGCUACAGCCGACGUGCAAACGGCGCUACAGGAGGGGUUCACGCACGUGAACAUCGACACGUGGCUGCACGUCAUCCCUCAGAUCAUCGCUCGCAUCCACAACAACGUGCCCGCCGUCCGCUCCCUCGUGCAAUCAUUGCUCAUCCGCGUCGGGCGGCAUCACCCGCAGACGCUCAUGUUCCCGCUGCUCGUCGCCUGCAAGUCCAUGUCGCUCUCGCGCUGCGCCGCCGCACAAGCAGUCCUGGACAACAUCCGCUCGCACUCUGCCGCUCUGGUGGAGGCAGCACAGCUGGUGUCUGUGGAGCUGAUCCGAGUGGCCAUCCUGUGGCACGAGAUGUGGCACGAGGCGUUGGAGGAGGCCUCGCGGCUGUACUUCGGAGAGCGCAAUGUGGACGGCAUGCUGGCCGUGCUCGCUCCGCUGCACGCGCUGCUCGAAACCGCCGGCCCGGAAACCAGCACGGAAGCUGCCUUCGUGGAAGCGUACGGGCGGGAGUUGGCGGAGGCGGCGGAGUGCUGCGCCAACUACAGGCGGACGGGGAGAGAGGCGGAGCUGACACAGGCGUGGGACCUGUACUACCACGUGUUCAAGCGCAUCAACAAGCAGCUCCCCGCGCUCACCACUCUCGAGCUCCUCCAGGUGGCGCCUGCGCUGGUUAACGCCCGCGACCUCGCUCUCGCUGUCCCCGGCACGUACCGAGCCGGCCGGCCGACAGUGACGAUCGCCGGGUUUGCGCCGCAGCUGCUGGUGAUCACGUCCAAGCAGCGGCCACGGAAGAUCUCGAUCUUGGGAUCCGACGGCCGGGAGUACGUGUUCCUGCUGAAGGGCCACGAGGAUCUACGACUGGAUGAGCGCGUGAUGCAGCUGUUUGGGCUGGUCAACACGCUCCUGGCCGGCGCCAGGUCAGCAGCUGACAAGGACCUCUCCAUCGAACGGUACGCAGUGGUGCAGCUGUCGCCCAACAUUGGUCUCAUCGGGUGGUUACCGCAUUGCGACACGAUGCACCAGCUGAUUCAGGAGUAUCGCGAGGCACACAACAUCGCAGUGAACCUCGAGAGGCGCCUCAUCCUGAGCUUCGCCCCAGACUACGACCACCUCACUGUCAUCGGGAAAGUGGAAGCGUUCGAACACGCGCUGGACAGCACGCCAGGGAACGACCUGGCGCGGGUGCUGUGGCUCAAGAGCCGCAGCGCUGAGGUGUGGCUGGAUCGCCGGUGCAACUACACACGGAGCCUCGCCGUGAUGAGCAUGGUGGGGUAUAUCCUCGGGCUGGGAGACCGCCACCCGAGCAACCUCAUGUUGGAUCGCUACUCGGGGAAGAUUAUCCACAUUGAUUUCGGUGAUUGCUUCGAGUCGUCCAUGCACCGCGAGAAGUUUCCCGAGAAGUUCCCGUUCCGGCUGACGCGCAUGCUGGUGAAGGCGAUGGAGGUGAGCGGCAUCGAGGGCACGUUCCGGUUCACGUGUGAGGCCGUGAUGGCAGUGCUGCGGCAGCACAAAGACUCCGUGCUCGCCAUGAUGGAGGCCUUCAUGUACGAUCCCCUCAUCAACUGGCGCCUUAUCAAUCGCACCGGCGCCGCUGCCGCCGCCGCCGCCAGCACCACUGCUGCUGCCGGGGCAGGGGGAGGAGGAGGUGCGGGUGGUGGCGGGGCAGCGGGCGGGGGAGGCGGCGGGGCGGUGCAGUCGCCGCCGCCGCAGCGGGGCGCGCGGGAGCGGGAGAUUCUGCAGGCGCUGGGGCAGCUGGAUGACGCCCAGGAGGUGCUGAAUGAGCGCGCAGUGGCGGUGAUGACCCGCAUGAGCAACAAGCUCACGGGUCGCGACUUCCACCCUCUCGCUGCCUCUGCCGCCCCGGCCGCUUCUCUCCCGGGAGCCGUGCCGGAGUCCCCUCGCACGGGCAGCGGCAAUAGCUUGCUGGGAGACAGUGGGCGCAGCUUGGAGCGGACCACGUCGGCCAUGGCUGCUGCGGCGAUGGGGAGUGGUGGUGGGGUGAUAGCGGAGGGGCGGGAGAGCGAGCCGGGGGUGAGUGUGAAGGAGCAGGUGCAGCGGCUGGUGGUGCAGGCCACCUCGCAUGAGAAUCUCUGCCAGAGCUACAUCGGCUGGUGCCCCUUCUGGUGA
Messenger RNA from Closterium sp. Naga37s-1, 9432 nucleotides. The record is from the annotation of a GenBank genome assembly. NCBI's taxonomy places the organism in Eukaryota, Viridiplantae, Streptophyta, Zygnematophyceae, Desmidiales, Closteriaceae.